AUGGCCUUAAUUCAUAAUCAAAAUGACAUUUAAAAUAUGUUUAGUAAGGCUGGUAAAAUUACUUCAGAGAAAUACAUAAUUUUUUAAAGAAAAGAAGAGAUUAUUAACAAUAGACCAAGAUAUUUUAAAGGGAAAUCUUAAUCAAUAGCAUCUCCAGAAGAAGUGAAUUAACAAACUGAUAAUAAAAAAAUGCCAGAAAUAUAAAACAAAAAAUAAGAAUAAAUAACAGAAGCAGAAUAGAUAUAAAGGAAAAAUUAAGUAAAGCUUUCAUAACCAUUUUCAAAACAACUGUCAAGAUAAGUAGGUCAUUACACAAAACUUAGUAAAGACAGUAAACCUUCUUGUGGAUAAUAUCAUGUUAAAUACAAUGAAUUGGAUAAGUAUUUAUUGAAAUAAUGAUUAAAAAGAGCAAUUAACUCAAUUCAUGAUUAUGAUAAAUCUCUUAAACAAACUAUACCUCUUGAAGUACCAGGAAAACAUGGAGAAUCUGAGAAUAUGGAGUAAGUAAUUAAGUUAUAUAUUUAUAGUAAGCCAAUAGUAGAUAGGCCUAGAUUUACUAGAGCAUGCUUUAUUGAUUUAAUUAGAUAAACACCAAGGUAUAAAUUUAAAAUAUAUAAUUAGACCUGAUAUAUUUUUUGGCAGACCCACUCCACAUCCUGAUAGAUUUAGAUAUUUAAAUAUAACAGAUUCUUGGAGCAAGAUUCCUAGAACUCCAUCAGUCUAAUUAGAAAAAUAAUUAUCAAGAGAUUAAAUGAUUAUUUAUAAAAAGAAAUAAUUCGCCCCAGAUUAUCAACCAAAUUUUGAAUUCGGUAAAAAGUAUAAGAAUAAAUUAAUAAAUAGAUAAUUAGGUAGUUGUGGAGCUCCAUUUGAUAAAUUAGAAUAAAGAAAAGAUAUAAUGACUAAAAUUCCACCUUAUAAUCAUGAAGCUUAUUUUGAAUUUGAUGUUUAUUCGAAAGAUCCAAAUAGUAAACUAUUUAGAAAUCCUACAGCACCAAAUUUUAAAAAUAUGUUAGAUAGAGAAUGUGAUGGAAAAUCUCUUUUACCAAGUUUUAUGUAGGUAAUUAUAAUUUUAAAAUCAUAAGAAAUAUUCUAAUACUCGUAUGGGUAUUACACAUUUACAUUAAAAAAUGUUGGAAGUCAACAAUUUUAGAGAUGGUAGAUUUCAAACAGUUACUUCUAGUUUCUUACCCAGUAAAGCAUUCAAAAAAAGACAAUAAUUAGAUGAAUCAAGUGAAGAAAUAGAACAGAUGGAAGAAUAAUGA
This is a messenger RNA of Paramecium sonneborni, 1262 nucleotides long. Lineage: Eukaryota; Ciliophora; Oligohymenophorea; Peniculida; Parameciidae. The record is from the annotation of a GenBank genome assembly.